This is a messenger RNA of Jatropha curcas, 1532 nucleotides long. Its product is annotated as LOB domain-containing protein 10. The record is from RefSeq and is a predicted model, not a curated record. NCBI's taxonomy places the organism in Eukaryota, Viridiplantae, Streptophyta, Magnoliopsida, Malpighiales, Euphorbiaceae.
AUAUGGAAAGAUCGAUCUUCCUCUCGCUGUUUUAGUGCGAAGAUCAAGGGAUUUGUGUUGAUUUUUGUUUUUGAAGAAAGAACGCAAAUUUUUAUUUCUCCAGAGAUAAAUUAAAAAGAGAAAAUAGAUCUUGAAAGAUCCUUUUAGAACUUUGAAGUUUUCUUGAAUUGCUGCUUUAAGGAGAAAGACUUGUGCAGGGAAACCGAUUAACAGCAUCACUUCUUCUAUUCAUUCUUUUACAUUUUUCCGUUUGCAGAGAAGAGAAAAUGUCAACACCGAACUCGCCAUGUGCAGCCUGCAAAUUUCUAAGGCGAAAAUGCACGCAAGAAUGCGUUUUUGCACCUUAUUUUCCACCAGAUCAACCUCAGAAAUUCGCAAAUGUUCAUAGAGUAUUCGGGGCAAGUAACGUCGCUAAGCUUCUAAAUGAGCUUACCCCAACUCAACGAGAAGACGCAGUUAAUUCCCUUGCUUAUGAAGCAGAAGCUCGUCUCCGCGAUCCAGUCUAUGGAUGUGUAGGUCUAAUCUCAAUCCUUCAACACAGACUCAAAGAAUUACAAGGUGAUCUUUAUAACGCCAAGAAAGAGCUUGCACAGUAUAUUGGUCCUCAAGCAAUGCUUCCUACUCUUCAAUCGCCACCGUACAUGGCAGCGCAACCUGCCAACUUGGGUAAUCCUUCACCUUCUUUAAUACAGCACGGCGGUUUGCCUAUAAUGGGUAUUCCUACAGGUCAAUUGUCGGUGCGCGAACAACAGCAACAACAGCGAGUUUAUGAUGCCCAGCAACUGGCUGCGGCUUUGGCUGCAAGAGAGCAGCAGGAGAUGUUUAGGGUUUAUGAGCAUCAACAGCAGCAGCAAGAGAUUGUUAGGUUUAAUCGAGGUUUUGAUUCUUCCGAUUCGGUUAAUAAUAAUAAUAAUAAUACAACUGGGUUUAAUCAGAUUGCUGUUGCUGCUAUGUCACCUUCUUUAGCUUUAGGUUCUUUUGAUAUUACCCCUUAUCAGAUUCAACCAGAACAAAUAGAUCAGCACCACCAUCUUCAAGCACAGCUUUUUCUGCAAUCAGAACAAGAAGAACAGCAAUCUCAACCUACCCAACAACCGAAGCAUCAAAGGUCUGGAAGUGACGAAGGAGGAUGUGUGGUUCCAUCUUGUUAAUAUUCUCUAAUUUAAGAAAUUUUCUAUUCUAACUAGGUCAUAAAUGCAAUUAAUACAAAUAUGAACUUAUAGAUAAGGAGAGACUAGAGAGAGAUGUGCAUCUGAGAUCUUAGUCAGCAUAAUUUUUUGGGUUUGAUAAAGAAGAAGACUUUGUGUGGAAGAUAGCAUUUUUCAAAUGUAGAAUUGCUUUGAUAUUCGAGAAUACAACUUUAUUUUUAUUUUUAUUUUUAUUCUUUUUUCAUUUUGGUAGAGACAAGGAGAAUAUAUGGUUAAUUAGUUUUUUUUUUUUCAUUUUUUUAUUACAAAUAUCGCAUACAGUAUAUGCAAAUUAGAAGUUGUGAAGUUCUUUCUAAAACUUUAGUGAUAGUUUCUUAAUGUCAA